Molecule: messenger RNA, 657 nt
Organism: Thamnophis sirtalis
Lineage: Eukaryota; Metazoa; Chordata; Lepidosauria; Squamata; Natricidae
Source: RefSeq, a predicted model, not a curated record
AUGUGGUACUAUAGAGAGAAGAACAUCCAACACAGUGCAAACAAUCCUUUAGCAUUUGACAAACUCCCUUCACCUAGAAAACUCUCAGUGGAUGUGAAAGGAGCUCACGGGAGGAGGCCGUGGCCCAGUUGGGGUGUCCUCUCCCUCCCAGAGAGUUUGGCUUUCGGCUUGCGCGAUUAAAACAAACUUCCUGGCUCCUGUGAGGCACGCAGAAGACCGACCUCAGGGCCACCAGCAUCGGGAGAAGAUGGUCCUCUUGAAGAUCUCUUUCUUGAUCUUAUGCUCUCUGUCUCAAGCCCGGCCAAAUGGGGAGCGGAGGUGGCCAACUGCUCCGAACCGUUGAGGGACGUCCCUCCCGAGUACGUGGUCAUCAUCCACACGGCCGGCAUUCCUUGCCGGACUCACGCCGACUGCCGCAACGAGGUGAAGAUGAUCCAGAAGUACCACAUGAGGCUCAAAGGGUGGUGCGACAUUGCCUACAGCUUCCUGAUCGGUGAAGAUGGCUACGUGUACGAAGGCCGGGGUUGGCGCAAUGAAGGAUCCCACACCUACGGCUACAACGACCUCUCCCUGGGGAUUGCGUUUAUCGGCACUUUUGUGGGUAGGUUGGUUGGUCCCCAACUUCAGAAAAAUCCUGAGGAAUCCCGGGGAAUAUAG